AUAAAUUACUUUCCUGACUUCUAAAUUCAUGUAAUGAUAUAGCUUUUCAAGAUAUUGUUAUUUGAAAUGAUCAAAUGAAAACUAUAACAAAAGGAGCGAGCAGUUUGCCCUGUCUAGAUCUCUGUCAAACUAACACUGAUGGUGUGCGUCUGGUAAACGAUUACAGCUCAGACUGGACUUUAGUUUAUGACAGUGAUAUUGAUGUCGUGUCCAGGCAGUGUGAUCAGAGUUUCUCCUCCCUCAGACACAGAGACAGAACGCAAGCGAGAGAUGUCUGCUCCUGUAACACUUCACAAGAUACAUUUUACUUGCUGAAGAAGAGAGAGAGAGUUAUUACAGCCAUCAUGUCACGAUAUCACAAAGCAGCCAUUGAUGGCUAUUUGGAUCUACUGAAAGAAGCCACAAGAAAAGACCUGAACACCCCGGAUGAGGACGGCAUGACACCCACUCUCUGGGCCGCUUACCACGGACACAUUGAAGCUCUUCAGCUGAUAUGUAGCAGAGGGGGGGAUCCAAACAAAAGUGACAUCUGGGGGAACACGCCUUUGCAUCAUGCCUCUGCAAAUGGUCACAUGCAGAUCGUCAGCUUCUUGGUGAACUUUGGAGCCAACCUCUUCGCUCUGGACAAUGAUUUCCACACUCCCAUGGACGUGGCUGCCUCUCGAGACCAUAUGGACUGCGUCCGCUUCCUGGACACUGCUGCCGCCCAACAGACAGGCCAGAACGCCAAAAGGGUGGCACGUCUGAAAGAUCAGGCCACUAAAGAUGCAGAGCGCAGAGUGAAGCAGUGCGAACGGGUCAAGAAGAGACAUCAGAGUAAGAUGGACAAGAUGUCCCGUGGCGGCUUGGUCUCAGAGGGAGGAUCCUUGUCUGGCACGGGUACCUUGAGCAGUGUGAAUGGCGAUCAGUUCUCCAAAAUCAUUGCUGCAGACACCAAUGGAUCUGUCUCUUCGACAAUCAAGGGAACCCUCCAGCGCAAAUUUGGGAAGAAGGACAAAGGGACAGUGAGUAGACAAGGAGACGGCAAUGUCAUUUUUGUCAAACAAGACAGCGGCUCGCAAGAGAAACCUGGUUUUGUCGAUGUCUUCAAUGAGCAGGAUGAAAUUCAGGAUGAUGAUGACGAUGCCGAGCGAGGUUCGGACGAUGAGGGAGCCAGUCAGGUGAAGUCUAUUUUUGAAAGGCCUGGUCUCGGGAAAAUGGUGUUCCGCAGGAACUUCUCCAUGGAAAUGGCCAUGGACCCUGAAGACCUCCCCAGCGGUAAUACAGAAGACCUAGGGUUCCUCAUCCGUCAAGAGUUGUUUGAAACUGUGGAGGAAGGACUGGAGGGUUUGGACGAGGACUCAGAACUGCCUUGGAAUGAAGAGGAGAUCGGUCUGGAUGAGGAAGAGGAGACCUCACACUUGGAUUCGUUCUUGGCGUCGAUCGGCCUGUUGGACUUUGGUCCUGUGUUCACCCGUGAACACUUGGAUCUUGAAGCCCUGAUGCUCUGCUCAGAUGAUGAUCUCAAAGGCAUCCGCAUCCAGCUGGGGCCACGCAAGAAGAUCCUGGAAGCGUCAGCUCGCAGGAAAACUGCACUGGAGCAUCCUGGCGUUAUGAAGGACACCUUCCUUUAAUAACGUGUUGCACUCAGUCAUGCUGUACACAAACAUUUACAGUUUCUCUCAGCUGACACUCCUUUACUAUCAUGUAGUUGUUGUUUCAUAGCUGACUUUGUGAUUUCAUUGAUUUUAAAAUUAAUACACCAGUUAAAAUGUCCUUCAUGUAGUACAAUAAGUUUAAAUGCACAAACAAACAUUUGACUUCAGCUAAUUUUUUUAAGAAUCAACCCUUUUUUCAAAGAAUGUUGAUUUCUGCUGCUUUUUCAUCUUUUAAAUAAAAGUAACUUAUACAUCUCUAAAUAAAUGUCACUUUAUCUAUCUAUCUAUCUAUCUAUCUAUCUAUCUAUCUAUCUAUCUAAUAAGGUGUAAUGGUUCAUGUAUUCGCCCCGAACAUCACAGUACCAAUGUCACAGUUCGGUUAAUGCAGCCAGACGACGAAUACAGUCAGUCACAGGCGAUCCACACUCCAAUCCAGAAGGAGGCACACAUGGUUAUACAAUGCUGCUUGCUAACUGCCACAACAGGAAAAAUAGCAGAAGAAGAAGAACAGACCGUCUAUGCAUAGAUAUGUUUACGUGUAAUCUCUCAAUCAGCGUUUCAACCACAGAAAGACAUCAAGAACAAUACAAAUGGGGUUGCCAGGUUUUUACCACAAAAUCCACUAAUUUGCUUCUCAAAACUAGUGCAAAACUAGCCCAGUUGAGUUCUGUGGGAUAUUCUGGUAAAAAUCGUGCUCCUUGGGUUAAAUAUCACAUUAGUGUGGUCGCUUCAACCCACGUAGUUGCAAAACGACCCAUGGCAACAGUAACCUAAUUCUGUGGGAAAAUUGCAGACUUGGCAACACAGUGCGCUGUCAUACGGAAGUAAACACAGAGGGCAUUAAAGUAAGUGAUUAUGCAUUUAUUUGUAGUUUGAUCUGCCUUGGAAGCCAGUGAAAUUAUGCGCAGGCAAUAUGAAAAAUAAAGACAAUGAUGUGACAAGAGUGAGCAGAGUUUUAAAACUUUUAUGAUAUGAGCCCUCAAGUUUUGCUUGUAUUAUAGCUCAGGAGUUCUGACACAUCACUGUCCUUCUACUGACUACCUUUCGCCACUGUCUUGAUAACAUCGUUGGGUAUGUAAAAUAUUGACUCCCAUGAGCGCAGAAUUGCUAGAAAUCUUGAGUGACAUCAGAUUUGAUGUGGUUUGUAGGACUACUGUUCACACUGUCAUGGGGAAAACAGAUGUGACACAAAUAUGUGGGCAAAGAAUUCAGAUUUGAGCCACAUUUACCUGCAGUGUGAACUAUGCAUGUUAGUUCACUGGAGAAAUUAACUCUAGCCGGGAGCAUUUCAAUAUAUGAACUAUAUUAGCUUAUACACUGCUCGGCCAAAAAAAUAAAGUUGCUGUUUGGAAUUCAAAUGACAGAUACUUAAGAAUCUAUGAAUAGAUCUUUAUUACAGUAAUUAUUAUGUUUCUAACAUGUUAUAUAUUUGGCAAGGGUUCUUUUAACCCUAACUGAUGGAGUGUGUGGCUUUUCAUUUCUUAAACAACCAUGUAGGAAGACACAUCAUGGCCAUUCCAGGAUGACAAAGCCAAGAUUAAUCAGGGUUAAAACUGUACAAAAUAAAUAAAUAAAUAAAUAAAUAAAAAGUUCAGAGACCAUGAAAAAUCAUUUUUACACAUGAAUUGGCUCCUCUGAGUUAAGACUGAAAGUCUUUGAAAUGUACUGGUGGAGACUUUACAGAGUGCUCACCUCUUGCAUUGUCAAUACAAGAUCUUGACCAAAAAUUGAUGCACCUCUUGAUGGAAAUAACAUCACAUUUA
This is a messenger RNA of Megalobrama amblycephala (Wuchang bream), 3400 nucleotides long. RefSeq names its product ankyrin repeat and sterile alpha motif domain containing 4B (gene anks4b). The record is from RefSeq and is a predicted model, not a curated record. Bases 75 to 1613 code for a protein of 512 amino acids. Gene Ontology annotation, molecular function: protein binding. The transcript is spliced from 2 exons. Lineage: Eukaryota; Metazoa; Chordata; Actinopteri; Cypriniformes; Xenocyprididae.